AUGCUUUCUGGAUGGGGAUACUGGUCUGGGCUUUCAAUAUGUGACCCCGGAUGGUUCCAGUUUGAAGACCACUGUUACUUUAAGAGCAAAGAAAAAUUAACCUGGAGCAAUGCCAGGCUUCAGUGUGAAAGAGGAGGGGGAUAUUUGGUAGAGAUAGAAUCAAUGAAAGAAAAUGAUUGGAUCAUCAACAAACUAACACCAGCUCAAUGUACAAUCCAUUGGAUAUUAUGUGUAAUUUGGAUUGGAGCGACAGAUCAAGAAGUCGAUGGCCAAUUUAUCUGGGAUGGUAGUAGAGAAAAACUGAAUUUCAUAAACUGGAGGAGUGGUGAACCAAAUAAUUACCAACAACAGGAGGACUGUGCUGUUGUCAACUAUCCCAGUGGGGAGUGGUGUGAUUUCCCUUGUUCUGAUAAACAUUAUUAUAUUUGCGAGAAAAAGUUAUAG
Molecule: messenger RNA, 444 nt
Organism: Saccostrea echinata
Lineage: Eukaryota; Metazoa; Mollusca; Bivalvia; Ostreida; Ostreidae
Product: hepatic lectin-like
Exons: 4
Coding region: 1-444 (147 amino acids)
Molecular function (GO): signaling receptor activity
Source: RefSeq, a predicted model, not a curated record